Penicillium manginii is the source of this 489-nucleotide messenger RNA. RefSeq names its product fungal specific transcription factor domain-containing protein. The transcript has a single exon. Bases 1 to 489 code for a protein of 162 amino acids. Lineage: Eukaryota; Fungi; Ascomycota; Eurotiomycetes; Eurotiales; Aspergillaceae. The record is from RefSeq and is a predicted model, not a curated record.
AUGUCAAUUAUCGCCACCUAUGCCGAGCUACAGAGAUUUUCGAAUAUGGAUUUCUCUUGGCUUACAGCACAUACUAUUUUUGUUGCUUCAAUUACCGUGAUCUACUACUUAUGGUCCUGUCCGCUUUGUCGAGGAAAUGACUCAUUGGAUGCUUGUAUGAAUCGCGUUGAACAGGCUCACCAACUACUCACAAUACUGGGUAGGUCCUGGUCAGUGGCACUAAAAGCAAGUGGCAAGUUAGAGAGACUCAUCAAAUCCACGAAAGAUCUCUACGAAGGCUUGGGAGAUCCACAGGCUACUAAUUUCGGAGAAUGGCCAGAUGGAAACCUCGGGAUCGCUCCGACCACAGAUGCGGAUUUUGAUAGAUCCGCUGGCAAUAUGGCUUUGCCUGGCGGAGGGAACGCCCUUAUUGAUGAGCUUGGGAUCCUGCGGGAUCUGUUUGAUCUGGGCUGGUUGGAAGACUUUACAGACAAUAGCAACCAGCCUUAA